Messenger RNA from Orbicella faveolata, 2534 nucleotides. RefSeq lists its product as uncharacterized. The record is from RefSeq and is a predicted model, not a curated record. Gene Ontology annotation, molecular function: transmembrane transporter activity. Gene Ontology annotation, cellular component: membrane. NCBI's taxonomy places the organism in Eukaryota, Metazoa, Cnidaria, Anthozoa, Scleractinia, Merulinidae.
AGAGAAAAUGAGGGUCAUUUUCUCCUGAGUCCAUAUAAGGGAGUACCCCCCCCCCCGGGAAGAAAUCUCUCUCUUCACCUCUCGCCACGCAUCCCCGUGCGUGUUCAUCAUUUAGAACUUUCUUUGGUUGAGCAAACUGAACAGAUUUAUUCAAAAUAUAAUUAAUUACGUUGAAACCGUUUUUCGAUCUCGCAAAACGGAAAUAAUUCAAGUUGUGUCACAACUAACCAUGUUUUGAAAACCACCUCGUCUUGUGUGUCAAGCAUCGCACAAAUUAGUCGGGUUACACGUGUUCUUGAUCGUAAACAAUUAAUUGGUGACAGUAAUAAACGCCUCAGUCUUCAGUAAAUUACUCUACCGUUCCACAGUGUGAUCAAACACCUUGAACAAAAAUAUCUGUAGACUACAGUCCGUGCAGAACUUUGCCGCGCGUAUUAUUACAGUAACCAGGAAGUUUGAUCAUAUAACCCCCGCAUUAAGAGAUCUACGUUGGCUUCCAAUGAAACAAAAUCUGUUCUUCCGUGACGCUGUCAUAGCAUUUAAAUGUAUGUCUGGUCAAGCGCCCCGUUACUUCAGUGAUCAGUUAGCGUAUGACCCGAAGUUGUCAACCAUUAAACAUCCCUUUGUAUAAGUCUAAUGCCGGACAGAGCUAGAACAUUUUACUACCGCAUGGCGCACAUCUGAAACAAUCUAGACAAUAUUCUUAUAACCGCAAAAUCGAUUUCUACUUUUAAACUUUACCUGAAAAACAAAUUGAUUACUGACUUUUUAAAUAGCACGUCAUGAUGGUAUGUCACGACAUUUUAGUAUUUGUUGUAUGAUGAAUUGUAUGUUGUAUGAUUAUUGUUUAAUGUUCAUCGCAUUCGUUCCCUUUUAAUUGAAUUGUAAACCCCUUCUUUUAACUUAAUUAGUUUAGCUCUCUUGUAUUGUCACUGAAAAGCCUCAAGGGGAGGGGAGUAGGAGAGUGUCAAUAGGGGACUGUCAAUAAACUAUUGCUGUUGUCGUCACGCUGACUUCAUAUGACCAGCAUGUGCACAAGGGUGACACGAUAAAUCAAUCCAAGAUGGCGGUUGUCUGGUUGGUUUGGUUGGCUCUCGUUGUAGUCCAGCUGGGAUUUGGGGCUUUUGGAGUCGUAAUUUCCAAAUUUGCUAAAGAGAACCAAGCGGAUCCUUUAAUCUUUUGCUUCAUUCGGGAUGCGGGCAGUUUCCCGGUGCUAGUGUUGGUGGCUUUGGUCUCUGAGAAGAAAUUUCAAAUUCCUUCACUGAGGGAGCUCCCUCUAUUCACAAUUCUUGGCUUAACUGGAAUAUUUGGGAGUCAGCUUCUUUACCUCCUUGGACUUUAUUACACCAACGCUAACAUAGCCUCCAUUUUUCAACCUGCGAUCCCAGUGUGGACAGCUUUAAUCGCCAUUAUAGUGCGCAUGGAGCCGUAUCCAGACUUCAGUACUUUGCGAGGCUGGGGAAAGUGUUUGGGCAUUCUCUUAGCUGUGGCUGGAGCUAUAGUCAUGACCAUAGAGAAGAAAUCUGGUCAAGUCGCAGACCAUGAGGGGUCCAGCUCCUCUAUUAACAUCCAGUUUGUGGGGUACAUAUUUCUCCUGGGAAACACACUCUCCAUGUCGGUGUACAUCCUCUUUCAGAAAAAAUUCAUCUUCGACAAACAGGAUUCGUGUUGGAAAACAAAACCCGUGAAUGUUACAGCAUGGAGUUAUCUAUUUGGCGCCAUGUUUAUGGCCUUGGCUUCUCUUUAUUACGUCAAUAAGCCAGAAAAAUUCACGUACUUUCCUAAGGAAGAAAUCUACCCUGUUCUUUACGCCAUAUUUAUCACCUCCGUGUUAUGCUACUUGUUAAUUUCGUGGUGUAACAUGCAUUUAUCUGCGUCACUUGUCACAGCGACCUGGCCUCUUCAGGUCUUGUCCUGCGCCAUCCUGUCAUAUUUCGUUUUAGGGGAGGUCCUGAAGACAUUGGAAUGUUUGGGGGGUGUGCUAAUCGCCGUGGGCCUAAUGGCAGUGGUGUGGUCAAAUUACGUGGAGGAAAAACGAAAACUGAAUGAAGAAGGAAUAAGAGGAAGAAUAGAACUCGAUGAAUAACUCUUAUGGCUAUGUACUCUAUGUUAAAGUUUCAAAGUAACAUAUCGAGAAGGUCGUGAUGAGGGAAAUAAGUGAACUAGAAAUAGGUAAAUCAGAACGACUUACUGGAUAUUAAUAUUAGAAUAGAAAACUUGGUUCAAGUAGAUUGUCUUAUCUCUUUCUGUAGCUAUAAUUGGUUGGCGGAGGGAGAACAGAGGGUGUGAAUCGGGAACUAGCUUAUUUGAGAAAUGAACUCCCCGGGUAGUGCAGAAAAAGAAUGCGGAAAAUUGCUCACAAAUCUCGUAAUUGCACUGCCUAGUUCAUAGGCCAAGAUAUUAUUUCCUUGGUCAAUCCGUUUCGAGUCACGUAAUCCUAGCAAAUAGCAAGGCCUUUACAUUAAUGAAAUUUGAGGUGCGGUGGCCUCAUGGUUAGUGUGCCCGCCUCCGGAUCGAGCGGUCCGGGUUCGAGC